AUGGCGCGUUUACUAUUCGUCGUAUCGUUCGCCGUCCUGCUGGCGGUGGCGUCCGCAGGACAAACCGUCGUGACGGGUCCCAACAACCCCGCGGUGAACCUCGACCAAGCUAAGGGCGACAAUGGCGUGGCGACGGUGGUCCCUCCUGGCAUCGAGAAGGCGGCGGCUGCGGGCAAGCUGGACAACUUCGAGGGGACAACGAUCGUGAGCCCGAGCACGGACAGCAUGCUGAUGGUGGACGUGAAGCAGGCCGGAUGGAACAAGAUGAAGUGCCACAAGGACCUGGGCAAACCCGGGGACGGCGCGUGCACGCCCGCCAACUGCAGCAAGGGCGGCAUCCCCGCCAAGUGGAAGACGUCGAACCUGCUCAAGAACAAGCUGGGCGUGGAGGUGUACGUGAAGGGGAAUCCGCUCACGCUCAAGAAGGCGUCCCCGCAGACGUGCUGCAACACGUGCGCGGGGUUCAGCAGCUGCACGUACUGGCAGUACAUUCCCGAUAUUACCAUCGACGGCAAGAAGACGGAGGGCGCGUGCUACCUGGUGCACGACAACAUCGACUACUCCGCUGACGAGGUUUCCGCCGAACCCUCUGCUCCUUCCGCCGAUGCAAAAGCCGAACCAGACAGGGAGAUUGUAGCGGGGAAUACGGCGGCGGAGGAUACGGGGAAGAAGGCGGAGGAUGCGGAGAAGAAAGCGGAGGAUGAGGGGAAGAAGGCGCAGAAGCGGGGGAAGGAGCUGGAGAAGCGCUUGCGCCGGUUGCGGGAAGUGAUGGCGGAAGUGGAUGGGGGGAAGGGCGUCGACGCGUUCAUCAUUCCGUCCGAAGACCCGCACCAGGUUGAUUUUCUGAAACCUCCACAUAUUAGCCCCAUCACCAGGCGCAACGGUGGUAACCUGGGAUCGCAUUGCUGUCAAAUUCACUUAUUCCUCUCUCCUUUCAUCCUUCUUCCACGGGUAUCCCCCCCUUCCUCUUCCCCCGCAACCCCCCCCCCUCCUCUUUCCCCCCACUUUUCUCUUCCCCUUCCCCCCCUCUUUCCCACCUUUCCCCCCUCCGCGGCAGAGCGAGUACAUGGCGCCGUGCUUCGAGCGCCGCGCGGUCAUUUCCGGCUUCACGGGAGCGAGUACAUGGCGCCGUGCUUCGAGCGCCGCGCGUUCAUCUCCGGAUUCACGGGGUCCGCGGGGACGGCGGUGGUGACGCGCGAGCGCGCGCUGCUGUGGACGGACGGGCGCUACUUCCUGCAGGCGGAGCAGCAGCUUCCGCCCGCCUGGGACCUCAUGCGCGCGGGCAUGCCUGGCGUGCCGUCCGUCGCUGACUGGCUGGCUGAGGCUCUCCCUGCGGGCAGCAGAGUGGGGGUUGACCCGUUUGUGCACUCAGCGGACAACGUGAGGGGCCUGGCGGACACGCUGGCAGCGUCCUCAUCUGUGGUGGUGCGUCUGCUGCGCGAGAGCAACCCCGUUGACGUCGUGUGGGGCGCGGAGCGCCCCCCUCCGCCCUCAGCGCCCAUGAGGGUGCACCCGAUUGAGUUCGCAGGGCGGACGGUGAGGGCGAAGCUGCAGCAGCUGCGGGCGGAGAUGAGGGAGGCGGGUGCCACGGCGCUGCUGGUGUCGGCUCUGGAUGAGGUCGCGUGGCUGCUCAACGUGAGGGGUGCAGACGUGCCGCACUGUCCAGUGACAGUGGCGUACGCAGUGGUGGAGACGGAGGCGGCGCAUCUCUUCGUGGACCCCAGCAAGGUGGCAGCGCCUGCAGUGGCAGAGCACCUGGCAGCAGCAGGCGUGACUGUGAAGCCCUACGGGGACCUCGUGCCUUUCCUCCAGAGAUCCGCAAUGGACGGGGCGCGCCUGUGGCUGGACCCUGCCUCAGCCUCCUCUGCAGUGCUCUGCUCCGUUGAAGCCGCCUGCGCUCAGUUCUACGAGCAGAGAGCCUCAGGAAAGGGGGGAUUCGGGGGGAAGAAAGGGAAGAAGGGAGAGAAAGGGGAGAAGAAGAGCAAGGAGGGGAAGGGAGGGAAGGGGAGGGAGGAGCGAGGGGGGGGAGGUGGGGAGGAAGUGGAAGGGCCGGCAGUGCUGAGUCGCACCACCCCCAUCUCUCUGGCCAAGGCGCUGAAGAACGAAUCGGAGAUCGAGGGCAUGAAGAAGGCCCACAUCAGGGACGCGGUGGCAAUGGCGCAUUUCUGGGAGUGGGCAGAGAGGGCGGUGGUGGAGGAGGGGAGGGCGGUGACAGAGGUGGAGUUGGGGGAGAGGCUAGAGGCGUUCCGUGCAGAGCAGGAGGGGUUUAUGGAUACCAGCUUUGAUACCAUCGCAGGUUCGGGGAAGAACGGAGCAAUCAUCCACUACCGAGCUGAGGAGGGCAGCUGUGCCGUGGUGGAUCCUUCCAGGAUGCUUCUGCUGGACAGCGGUGCACAGUAUGUGGAUGGCACAACAGACAUCACUCGCACUGUUCACUUUGGCACGCCUUCGGACUAUGAGAAGGAGUGCUAUACUCGCGUGCUGCAGGGUCAUAUAGCGCUAGACUGUGCAGUGUUCCCCCAGGGCACGCCAGGGUUCGCACUCGAUAUUCUGGCGAGAAAGGCCCUGUGGGGCAUGGGGCUGGACUAUCGGCACGGCACGGGGCACGGCGUGGGGGCGGCUCUGAACGUGCACGAGGGGCCGCAGAGCAUCAGCCCGCGGUUUGGCAACGCCACGCCUCUGCAGGCGGGCAUGGUUGUGAGCAACGAACCGGGGUUCUACCAUGAUAACCAGUUCGGAAUCCGCAUUGAGAAUCUUCUGGUGGUGAGGGAGCAGCAAACGCAGUUCCGAUUUGGCGGCACAACGUAUCUGGGCUUCGAGUGCCUCACGCUCUUUCCAAUCCAGACGAAGCUAGUGAGUGUGGAGCUGCUGAGCGAGGCAGAGGUCAAGUGGAUCAACGACUAUCACCAGCGCGUGUGGGACACUGUCUCCCCUCUGCUCUCAGGAGCUCCCCUGGAGUGGCUGCAGCGCAACACUCAGCCCAUCUAUCGCGCUCAGGCAGCACCGAAACCUGCAGCAGGCAAAGGAGCAGCAAAGGGAGCCAAAGCAGGAGCGAAAGCAGCAGCCAAGGCUGCUGCAGCCAGCUAA
This is a messenger RNA of Closterium sp. Yama58-4, 3087 nucleotides long. NCBI's taxonomy places the organism in Eukaryota, Viridiplantae, Streptophyta, Zygnematophyceae, Desmidiales, Closteriaceae. The record is from the annotation of a GenBank genome assembly.